CCAGACCGUUUGUCCCCACUGCCUUACCUUUUCAAUCCAGCACCCAACGCUCCUCUCUCUGUCUCUAUCUAUUCUCUCAAACAAUGAAGACCCGUUGAACCAUCUCUCUCUCUCUCUCUCUCUCAAUAAACGGAAUUAAGAACUCACUGCUUGUUUCUGCGAGAGACAGAGGAAGAAAGAGGGGGUCUGCAAUGGGUUGUUUUCUUGCGUGUUUUGGUUCCUCCAAAGAUCGCAAACGCAGGAGGCAGAGGCACAAGGUUCAGCCUCGAGACCAAAGGAAUGCUAAUUGUACUCCGCCGCAAUCUGCAGCUUCUUUGGUACAUGACCGUCUGGAGAACACUAUCACUCCACUUUCGGAAGUCCCGGUUAAGCCUGUGGAGCAAUUGAGCUUGAGCACUGAUAAAAGAGUGACUUUUGAUUCAAACAUCAGAACAUACGAGCACGAGGAAGUCACUGAUUUUUCGCUGAAAAUUGAAGAAGGUGGCAAGAAAAAGGAAGAGAAUUCAGAAAAGUCAAGUCAAUCUCACUCCUCUGAUGUUAGUUCAAUCACAUCGAGUGCUGGAUCUUACCCUUCCAAUCACCGGUACCAAAAUUGUAGAGACAGCGAGGAUGAACUAGAUGAUGACAGCGAUGUCGAUGAUGAUCAUGAUGAUGAUGUUGACGGGGUUCUAGAGGAUUAUGAUGACAUAUACGAGGAUGAUUACGAUGCUAGUAUUUCAAGGGCAAGAACUCCAGUUACUAAAGUGGUAACAAAUGAAAUUGAUAGCUCCACAGUUAGAGAAAAUUUUGCGGACGGAGCUGUGAAACCAAUUGGGUUGAAUUGCAACACUAGAGAUAGGAGUACUUAUGUGCAUUCAGUGCUGAAUCCAGUUGAGAAUUUAACUCAGUGGAAAGCUGUAAAAGCAAGAGGGACACCACCACUGGGGCAACAGAAAGAGAAUUCCACGUUGGAUCAGGAAUCUCAGAAGUCAUUUAGCUCAGAGCCUUGCUUUAAGGAAAUGUCCUUUAGCUUCAAAGAAAAAUCUGAUCAGCCCAAGAAAUCGAACCAAGAGAUAGCAGUCGAUGCUAGUCUCUCUACCUGGUUGGGUUCAGCAGAAAGUACACCCUCUACCAAGACUAGCACCAGAACAAUUGCUUUGGAUAGCAUUACACCCAAGCAAAGUAUGUUGCAAGGAUCUAAUUCACCGAUCAGCUUUGAAGAUAGGCCUAUUUUAGGUGCACUAACUGUAGAAGAACUGAAGCAACUGUCAAAUUCUUCUUCGCCAAGGAAGUCACCAAGUAAAAGUCCCGAGGAGAUGCCUAUCAUAGGUACUGUUGGAACUUACUGGAACGACACUAACUUCGCUAAAGAUUCAGGCUCAGCCACUUCUUAUAAAGGAAUACCAAACACAACCAGCAAGUAUAGAGAGGAUAAGAGAGUGAAAUGGCACUCAACUCCAUUCGAGACAAGAUUGGAGAGAGCUUUGAAUAGAGGUGUUCCCGCAGCCUACUCCUCGCAAAGCUUCGACUAGAGUCAUUGCUGAAGUUUCUGAGAUGGUUUCAGAGUUUUUAUCUGCUGUGUGUCAUUCCUCUAAUUUAUGAAUCAUUGUCAAUUAAAAUGAGUUUGUUUGUGACAUUUCCUUUACUGUCUUGUCUUGUAUUGAAUUGUCUGUACAAUGGAAGUUGUUUUUUUUUUUACUGUACUUAUGCCUGUUCCUUUAAA
Tripterygium wilfordii is the source of this 1702-nucleotide messenger RNA. Its product is annotated as eisosome protein SEG2-like. The transcript has 4 exons. Lineage: Eukaryota; Viridiplantae; Streptophyta; Magnoliopsida; Celastrales; Celastraceae. Gene Ontology annotation, biological process: male meiosis II. Bases 192 to 1511 code for a protein of 439 amino acids. The record is from RefSeq and is a predicted model, not a curated record.